CUGCUGCGUUUCUGCUCCUUUGAACAUUAGGGAUAUUUUAUCUGCUUCUUUUUGCCCUCCUGCUGGAUUUUCUCCACCUACUGACUCUACUAUCUUUGGGUUUCUUUCAGUUUGCGUUCUUAAACAUGGAUGAGUUUGUUCGUGGCAAACUAAAUGAGUGGGGUCUGAGUGAAUGCAUAAAAAGUUUUCAAGAAGAAGCCAUUGAUGAGGAAAUGUUUAAAAGUCUCGAGAAGCCAGACAUUGAUCAACUGAUUCCAAAAGUGAAAUCCAGGAUUAUAUUCAGGAGGAAGUUCAAAGAGUUCAAGUGUCAACUGGAGCAAGAAGAAGCAACUGGUUUGACUGAGGUACAGCCAUCCACCAGUGAUGCAGGAAAAAGAAAACGGGAUCUUCAUGGAGAGUCAAGCAAGCAGCAAACACCAGCUAAACGGAAUUGCAGGGCUGAAUUAAAGGAUGCAAAAAUACGGCAUCGUGUGAAAGAGAUAAUGGAUGGUGUACUUGCUCAACUGGACAAACAGAACAAUACAGACCUCAAUCAAUUCCUGAAGAAAAACAUCAAGGAUCUGGAGAGAGACAAGAGAGAACUGGUUGGUGUCUUUGGCAAAACUGGAGCUGGAAAGAGUUCUUUGAUUAAUGCUGUCGUUGGUGAGAAGAAACUUUUGCCUUCUGGAAAAGUCAGUGCAUGCACCUCAGUCAUAACAAAAGUGGAGUCCAACAUGCAAAAUGAACACUACGAAGCAGAGAUCGAGUUUAUUGGAAAAGAGGCAUGGAAAGCUGAGGUCUGGUCAAUGUUGAAUUUUUUGGAGAACAAUCCUGAUGAAGAAAGAAGUCAUGAUGAAAAAGAUGAGGAUGAAGAUGACAACAAUGAUGAUAGUGAUGAUAAGAAUAAUAAUGAUGAUGAUGAUGAUGAUGAUGAACGUAAUGACAAUAUUGAAAAGUUGUCAGCACUGUAUGGAGAAGACUGGAGAGAGAAAUCCUUUGAAGAACUCAUGGACAGAAAAUACUUCAAAUACAUUCAUGAAUAUUGGGAAACUCCAAAGGUGAAGAUUUUAACAUUUAAAACAGUAAGUAACUUUCAAUUAAUUACACAAAGCAUAUUAUAA
This is a messenger RNA of Nematolebias whitei (Rio pearlfish), 1100 nucleotides long. RefSeq names its product nuclear GTPase SLIP-GC. The record is from RefSeq and is a predicted model, not a curated record. Lineage: Eukaryota; Metazoa; Chordata; Actinopteri; Cyprinodontiformes; Rivulidae. The transcript is spliced from 9 exons. Gene Ontology annotation, molecular function: GTPase activity. The coding region runs from base 126 to 1100 and encodes 324 amino acids.